This is a messenger RNA of Sphaeroforma arctica JP610, 1026 nucleotides long. RefSeq lists its product as hypothetical. The transcript is spliced from 5 exons. Gene Ontology annotation, cellular component: catalytic step 2 spliceosome; intracellular anatomical structure. Gene Ontology annotation, biological process: spliceosomal complex disassembly. NCBI's taxonomy places the organism in Eukaryota, Ichthyosporea, Ichthyophonida. The record is from RefSeq and is a predicted model, not a curated record. Gene Ontology annotation, molecular function: RNA binding. Bases 1 to 1026 code for a protein of 341 amino acids.
AUGGACGAGGAUUUUGAUAAAUUAGUGAACUUACAGGUGGUAAGCAAGGUAUGUACCGAGUUAGAGAACCAUCUGGGGUACAGUGAUAAUACUCUCGCAGAGUUCCUGAUCUCUUUGGUUGAGGAAAAGAGUUCAGCAGCUUCGUUCCAUGCAGCACUGUCUGAAAUGGGUGGUGAGUUCACAGAGACAUUCAGCGGUAGUCUUUAUAGAUUAAUCAAUAAGUUGAAGCCCAAGCCCAAAAAGAAUGAUGCAGAUGACUUUGAAGCCGCUGCUGAAAAGGAUGAAAAGGACGAAAAGCGUAAAGCUUUUCCUGGGCUCGCUUUGCAAGAUGAGGACCCCGAACUGACGGUUGCCUUAGGCUGCAGUGAAGAGAUCUUAACCGUCGUGGCCAUGCUCAGCAUCCAGAAUGUGUUCUAUCGGCCCAAGGAGAAGCAAGCGGACGCCGAUGCCAAGCGUGCCAAAUUCUUCCAACCCGAGGGAGACCAUCUGACACUGCUGGCAGUUUAUAACUCGUGGAAGCAGAAUAAGUUCAGCAACAUGUGGUGCCAUGAGAACUUUAUACAGGCACGUACGCUGAGAAGGGCUCAGGAUGUGCGUAAGCAGAUGUUGGGCAUUAUGGACAGAUAUAAACUCGAUGUGCUCUCAGCGGGCAUGAACUUUAAUCUUGUGCGCAAGUGCAUUGUAUCUGGAUUCUUCCGUAACGCUGCCAAGAAGGAUCCACAGGAAGGCUACAAGACACUUGUGGAGCAGAGCGUGGUCUAUAUCCACCCCUCAUCCGCACUCUUCAACCGGCAGCCCGAAUGGGUGGUUUACCAUGACCUUGUGCUGACCACCAAGGAGUACAUGCGUGAGGUGACUGCUGUAGAACCGCAGUGGUUUGUGGAGUUUGCACCGGCCUUUUUCAAAGUGGGAGAUCCAACUAGAAUGAGCAAGGCCAAACGCCAGCAACGGAUCGAACCGUUGUUCAACAAAUACGAAGAGCCCAAUUCGUGGCGUAUCUCCAAAACCAGAAUGCGCCGGAACUAG